UAAUCCGGGGUAAUAGUCUGACGUCGGAGCAUCGUUGUAUCAAUGUACUGGAUCUAACGAGCUGCGGCCGGACAGUGGGCGACAUGACGGAGGAAGCGACUAUCCGCCAGCAGAGCUCGGAGAAUAACUCCGUCAGCAGCAGCGAGUGGGACAUGGCAAAUGAUGUGUUUGUGUCCAGCUACGAGGACAGCGCUGCUGCUGAGGACCAGGAUCCGGCGCAGCCCGUCUUGGAAAGACACCUGCCGCUAUUAUCCCAGGGUGGCAUGAUGCUGGGCCUGACCGGGGAGGAAUAUCCGGCCUCAUCUUAUCUGGACAUGGACCCAAACUACACUGAAAGUGAUGGGAACGUCGCAACCCAUAAGCGCAUACGGUCCAACAGCUCCAGGCACCGCGGUGACAUCGUCACGGAGCUGGGGCCAGAGGAGGUCCGCUGGUUUUACAAAGAGGACAAGCGGACGUGGAAGCCAUUCGUCGGGCACGACUCUUUAAAAAUCGAGAUAGUUUAUCGGAGAUUCUGCGAGCAAAACCCAAACAAGGCCAAACGUCCCGUCGAUCCCACCGAGGCCGAGGGGAAGGAGACGUGCAUGUUCAACGAGAUCGAGUCGGAAAGCGGGGCCGGGGACGAUGGAGGUGUCCGGGCGGAGCCGCCGGGGAGCCGGGGAGGAGGGCAGCGGUGCUCGGCGUCAGACGAGGUGAAGGAUCCGGACGACGUCAGCGUGGAGGCAGUGUGUGUCAGAGGGGGGCUCUAUGAAGUGGACAUCAGAGAGAAGGAAUGCUAUCCCGUUUACUGGAACCAGCAAGACCGUAUUCCUGUGAUGAGGGGUCAGUGGUUCAUCGACGGAACAUGGCUUCCCCUGGAGGAAGAUGAGAGUGACCUUAUCGAGUUAGAGCACCUCACUUGUUAUCGGGGGCAGCAGAUGAAGGACACCUAUGAGAUGGAGGAGGAGACCUCCACCGUGGACAGCAAGGAUGGUGAGGACUCUGAAACAGCAAUCCACAGUCUGAAGCUGAGCAGGAGUCAUGUGGACUGGCACAGUGUGGACGAGGUGUACCUGUACAGCGACGCCACCACCUCCAAGAUCGCACGCACCGUCACUCAGAAACUGGGCUUCUCCAAAGCCUCAAGCAGUGGGACACGUCUCCAUCAGGGGUACGUGGAGGAGGCAGCACCUGAGGACACCCCACCUGAAACCACACACAUUGUCUUUGUUGUGCAUGGCAUUGGCCAGAAGAUGGAUCAAGGCCGCAUCAUCAGGAAUACCAGCAUGAUGAGAGAUGCUGCCAGGAAGAUGGAGGAGAAGCACUUUUCUGAUCGAACCACAGAACAUGUAGAGUUCCUUCCUGUGGAGUGGAGGUCGAAACUGGCUUUGGAUGGAGACACGGUGGACUCCAUCACUCCAGACAAAGUGCGAGGUCUAAGAGACAUGCUGAACAGCAGCGCCAUGGACAUCAUGUACUACACCAGCCCUCUGUACAGAGAUGAGAUUAACAGGGGUUUGACUCUGGAGCUGAAUCGGCUCUACUCACUCUUCUGCUCGCGCAAUCCAGACUUUGAGAAAAAUGGGAAAGUUUCCAUAGUGUCACAUUCCCUGGGCUGCGUUAUCACGUUUGACAUCAUGACAGGAUGGGACCCUGUGCGCUUUCAUCAUCAAGAAGCGCCAGACCCAGAGGAAACAAAAGCCCGCUGGCCAAGUGACGAAGAGCGCCACCUUCAGGAGCAGUUGAGACUCACACGCCUCAGGUUGAGGGACUUGGAGGAUCAGUUCCAAGGUCUACAGACCUCAUCUUGUGUUGCAGGGCCAGCCUUGAAAUUCAAGGUAGAAAAUUUCUUCUGCAUGGGUUCCCCUCUGGCGGUUUUCUUAGCAUUACGAGGGAUCCGGCCUGGAAACUAUACUGUACAGGACCACAUCCUCCCGACAUCUAUCUGCAAACGCCUCUUCAACAUAUUCCAUCCCACAGACCCUGUGGCCUACAGAUUGGAACCUCUGAUCUUGAAACGCUACAGUAACAUUAGCCCGCUUCAAAUCCACUGGUACAACACCACCAGUCCUACACCGUACGACCAGAUCAGGCCCACGCUGCUCAACCCCCCAAAGGAGACUGCAUCUGUCUCAGACUCUGAGAGCAUCCCCAGCCCCUGCACCUCUCCGCCCCAGGCCAGAAGGCACUACGGAGAGUCUAUUACCAGCUUGGGCAAGGCAAGCAUCAUGGGUGCUGCAAGUCUUGGGAAAGGAAUAGGAGGAAUCCUCUUUUCCCACUUUUCCCGUUCAAGCAGCCAGGUGGGUGGAGUGGAGGAGGAGCCGUCAGACUGCGAGGGGGGAGCUUCUGAAGUGGAAAACAUUGCAUCAGGAGAGGAAGGAGCCACAGUGGUAGACAGUGAAGAGAAGGACAAACAAGUAGAGGAGGAAAGGAGGGAGGUGGAGCCGACCAUGUCUCAGUCCACCUCAGCUGUAAUGGACAGCACCUCGUUGGAAUUGGAGAGGCGCAUUGAUUUCGAGCUACGGGAGGGCCUGGUGGAGAGCCGCUAUUGGUCAGCAGUGACCUCACAUACAGCCUAUUGGUGCUCUUAUGAUGUGGCUCUUUUCCUUCUUACUUUCAUGUACAGACCACAGGAACCACUUCAAUCUCCAGAAGAUAACCCAGAUGCCUCGUAACAUAGUAGCAGAGUGGCGCAUGGAAUCAUUAACACUCGGGUCAAUUCACUUUCUAUUCAUGCCUCUUGAAGUCUGACUGACUUCAUUCCUCAUUU
This is a messenger RNA of Limanda limanda (common dab), 2749 nucleotides long. RefSeq names its product DDHD domain containing 1b (gene ddhd1b). Gene Ontology annotation, cellular component: cytoplasm. The record is from RefSeq and is a predicted model, not a curated record. Lineage: Eukaryota; Metazoa; Chordata; Actinopteri; Pleuronectiformes; Pleuronectidae. Bases 84 to 2654 code for a protein of 856 amino acids. The transcript is spliced from 13 exons. Gene Ontology annotation, molecular function: glycerophospholipase activity; metal ion binding.